AGCGCGUGAAGAUGGCGGGUGUUCUGGAGCGGAGCUACAUUGAGAUCUGCGGCUUUGAAAGAGAAACAGUUUCGCGGUUCAGACAGAUUACAUUAAAUCUAGCCGGUGUGGGGGUCUCCUCUGGUGGUGUGAAGUAUGCAGACAGUGCUGGUGGAUUCUCAUAUGAGGACAGUGGAAAACUGCUCUCGGUCACCAGCAACAGAUUCAUCCACUGGUCCACCUCGGGUGAUACGGUGCAGCUUGUUGAGCAGUCGCUGGACACGAAUCUUCUGAAUAAUGCUGUGCGUCUGCAUAUCCCACAAUGCCUCCUUCUGCCCGGAGGCGUUUCCAUACAGGAGACGCUCAACAACGUGAUUAUUCUGAUCGUCACCAGCCAAUCAGUGCAUCGCCUGGUGCUGCCGCAUCCCACCCGCAUGUACCACACACAGCGGUUCGUACGGGAUCUGGUCACUGAACUCCAGAUGCAGUCCAUUUUCACAGACAUCGGGAAGCUGAAUUUAAAUGGCCCAGCUCACAGUUACGUUCUCCCGUUCACACAAGGCCCGCAGUCCAGCGCUCCGUCCACGUCUGCGGCCUGGAUCAGUCACCAGGGGGAGGCGCUGUUCGCCCUCGCCUCUCCCUCAGGAGGCAUCACUGUGGUCACCUUACCAGAUUACGAUCAGGAUGGUACGUAUCUACAUCUCUAUCUGUCAUACCCUAAAUAA
Danio aesculapii is the source of this 704-nucleotide messenger RNA. Its product is annotated as nuclear pore complex protein Nup160-like. Gene Ontology annotation, cellular component: nuclear pore. Gene Ontology annotation, molecular function: structural constituent of nuclear pore. The transcript is spliced from 5 exons. Lineage: Eukaryota; Metazoa; Chordata; Actinopteri; Cypriniformes; Danionidae. The record is from RefSeq and is a predicted model, not a curated record. The coding region runs from base 12 to 704 and encodes 230 amino acids.